AUGCAGCAGCAUACCUCAAAACUUCAAGAGAAGACUAAAUUAGACUCUCCGUUCUCCCAUCUCUUGUACACCAAUCUGAUUCCAACAGAUGACGAACGGGAUCUGAUUCAAGAGCAUCUCACCAAACCGCGACAAGAAUUGGCAGCCCUCGAUACCACCAUAACGAAGUUGCAGCAUGCUCUGCAAGCGUUGUUCAAGAAACGGGUCGAACUUAAUGAAAUCAUCCAAGCACACCGAAUGCUUCUCAGCCCCUUCCGUCAGCUACCUACCGAAAUCGUGCGAGAGAUCUUUCUGUUUUGCUUGCCCCCAACGCACAACGCUUUGAUGAGCACCCAGCAGGCGCCACUUGUCCUGGGUCGCGUAUGCAGCAGGUGGAGGUCAAUCGCUUAUGCCACCCCGCGUCUCUGGUCAUCCAUCCAUAUUCCAUUCCCUUCCGCACCGUUUCCUCAAUCCCUUACAACCCCGGUCGAUACCAACUCCACGUUUGGGCAGAUAUGGAAUGCAUUCCUGGAGAAGCUACGCAAACAUGUCAAUGCUGUUGAAGAAUGGUUGUCUCGUUCAGGAACAUGCCCUCUCUCAAUAUCAUUCUAUCCGUCAAGCAAUAGAUCCAUAGUUCCUGCUAUCCAAAAUUCGCAUGAAUACCGCAUCAAAAUGUAUCUCGACAAAAUUAUUCGAUUCUCGCACCGUUGGGUUUCCCUCGACAUGGCCAUCCUGCCAGGACCCAUCUCCAGUUACAUGGCCUUGAUCUCCGCGAGUGCCGUACCAGUUCUUGGUAGCGUGAAAUUGGUGUUCACUACCGGAACACAUUCAUUUCAGUGGAAAAAUAGCGGCCUCCUUAACGCAAAGCACCUCAGAAGAUUUCGUCUCGUCAAUUUUCCGUAUCGAAUGGAAUUGUCUGUAGACUGGCCAACGCUUACGCACAUCGCACUCACGGAGUCGGGGACGAUUGCGUCUUUGAUGACGCUGCAAAGAACGCACAUCAUGCUCACAAGCUGUCGGCGCCUAGUGUAUUUGGAGCUCCAGGCUCACGACGUCCCGACUGGUUUCAGCCCAAUCGGCCCAAUCUGUUUGCCUGCGCUCCAUUGGCUCGUAGUCCGCGACACAAGAGCCUUCCACCUCGCCACCCUAUUCGACUGCUUCGAAGUCCCCUCUCUACGCUAUAUUUCCUACCACACAUUAUGGUUCCCGUCAUCGCAGCAUCGCCGCUGUCCUCUGACUGCCCUUCUCCCUCGUACGAAUGGCCUUCUCCAAGAGUUGAGUACGGACGUGCGUCUCCUCGAAUUGGACGACUUGAGGAAGAUCUUCGAAUAUGCGCCAAAGUUGAAAAGGUUCACCCAGUCCCAGCAUCCCAUCGGAAUAUCUAACAGUCAGGUAGUCCGGCUUUCGAAUCUCCCAAUCAAGGCAGUCCAGGCAUUCCUAAGAUUACUUAUCCCAGAGUCGGGAGGCCCUGUCCACCUUCCUCAGUUGGAAACAAUGGAUCUUCAGCAUGCACCAGGGAUUCAAGACCUCGAUGCCCUUCAUUUCAUCCAACAGAGAAUGGAAUUGUCCCAUUCUUCCAUAGGGCUUACACCAUUGAGAUCGAUCCGGGUCGUCUUUAGCCAGGAGAUGGCUCAUGACAUUCGCCCCUCCCUUUCGAGGUAUCUUGAGAAGGGGUUGAUCGUCCAGCUUAAGUAUCCUUCGAUGUGCGAUAUGUUCCUCUCAAAGGGAAGAUUUGAUCCUCAUGACGGGCUGACGGGGUUGCGGGUUUACUGA
This is a messenger RNA of Cyclocybe aegerita, 1752 nucleotides long. The record is from the annotation of a GenBank genome assembly. Lineage: Eukaryota; Fungi; Basidiomycota; Agaricomycetes; Agaricales; Hemipholiotaceae.